Molecule: messenger RNA, 853 nt
Organism: Arabidopsis lyrata subsp. lyrata
Lineage: Eukaryota; Viridiplantae; Streptophyta; Magnoliopsida; Brassicales; Brassicaceae
Exons: 2
Coding region: 391-615 (74 amino acids)
Source: RefSeq, a predicted model, not a curated record
UAGUCACAGAUUUUUUCGUAACCAUUUGUGACAAAACAUGAAAACCCACAGAAAAAUAUGGGGCUAUAUGACAAAAUUUCCCUUGUUUUACUGAUAUGUCAACACCUAGAAGAGCUACAUGGUUCGUAUAGUUGUCUAAAAUUCAACCUAAGUAGGUGGAAGAAAUCAAUUUAAACCGAACAGGACGUGAGCCAAGAGACUUUCGUAUGGAAACUUAAAGGCGCGUUGAAUAGAAAUGUAGUUGGCGACUAGUACACAUUUCAGCGAUGCUUAUCCUUUAGGCUUUUACAUUUCAAGGAAGCUUUUAUUUUCUCAUAUAUAUUAUAUAAAUCAUCCUGAAGGUAGUCUUUGAUAUGGAAUUGUGAGAGAGUGGAACACUUCAUUAGCAAAAUGGCUGCAAAGACAUCAAAUUUAGUUGCUCUUCUUCUCUCUUUGUUUCUUCUGCUUCUAUUUGUCUCCUCCUCACAAGUUGGAGUAGCCGAGGCCAAACGCCACUUAAGUAACAAAUUGCGUUUGGAUUGUGUUUCUGAUCCAUCUCCUCCUCCUCCUCGUCGUUCCAUGGCCCCUCCAAUUUUUUUACCGCCUUCUAGAUCACACAAAGGGAAAGGACCAUAAACAAACACAUGCAAGUAACCGAGAAGAAGUGAUCAAGAUUUCAUACAUAAAGGAAAAAGAAAAGAAGAAGUGAUCAAGAUUACAUAUAGCCAUAGGGUAGAGUAGUGUGAAAACUAAAAGUAGAAAAGAAAAAAACAAUGAAGGGUCGGUCAAUUGACUAUUAUACAACUUAUUGUGUCUAAUACAAGUUGAACCUUUUCAUAUCAUGUUGGAAUUUUAAAUCAUAUAUUGUAAAUAU